AAAACUCCUGCUUCGCAAGCAGCGGCGAGCGGCGUCAGCGUGCACACAAGUUUCCUCCUUCGCUUUUCCAGUGCCCCCCUCGUUUCCUAGGGUUUCCCCAACCCGCCGCUACGACGCGGCCUACCCGCUCCGCCGCCAUCCAUUUCCGAUCGGUUUCGAGAUCUCCAGGUGCUGAUCUCCUCCUUCCUCGGAAGGACGUAAGUGAUCCAAAGACUCCUUUUGCCUUCUCUGUCUCGUCCAAGUUUGGCGUUCUGCCGUCGCCGCCUCUGGAAGUGACGAAGUAUGCCAGAGUUGAAAAAAUUUCAAGCAAGAUUCAUAACCUUCCUAUCUACUUUCCUCACUGCAGCAGGAUAAAUCUUCAUCCUUCAUUGACCGCAUGUUGAGCUGUAAGUCAACUAGCAACAAAAUUCUUGAGAGGUUGCUGCUUCUAUAUUAACUAAUUUAGGUGGAUCGAGAUUUCUUUACGAUGUGAACUGUAGCAUUCUCCCUUGUCUAUAUAGAGGUUCAAUGGAGGUCACUCAGAUUCUCUUGAAUGCACAAGCAGUGGAUGCUACUGUUCGGAAACAUGCAGAAGAAAGUCUGAAACAGUUCCAGGAACAAAACCUUCCUGCUUUUUUGCUAUCUCUUUCUAACGAGUUAGCCAACAAUGAGAAGCCUGUUGAUAGCCGAAAGUUGGCAGGCUUAAUACUUAAAAAUGCUUUGGACGCAAAAGAACAACUGAGGAAAGCUGAGCUUGUUCAGAGAUGGUUGUCUUUAGAUGUGACUAUCAAAUCCCAGGUUAAAUCUUGCUUGCUGCACACUCUUUCAUCUCCAGUGCCUGAUGCUAGGUCUACUGCUUCCCAAGUUAUUGCUAAGAUUGCUGGUAUUGAACUACCUCAGAAACAAUGGACUGAACUUAUAGCGUCUCUACUCUCAAACAUACAUCAGCUCCAGUCGCAUGUUAAGCAGGCUACACUGGAAACUCUUGGCUAUAUAUGUGAGGAAGUUUCUCCACAAGUGGUUGAUCAAGACCAGGUCAACAAGAUACUUACGGCUGUAGUACAGGGAAUGAAUGCUUCAGAGGGAAGUACAGAUGUCAGGGUUGCUGCGACAAGAGCAUUGUAUAAUGCUUUGGGUUUUGCACAAACAAAUUUUUCAAAUGACAUGGAACGUGAUUAUAUUAUGAGAGUGGUCUGUGAAGCCACUUUGUCUCCAGUUGAGAAGAUCCGGCAAGCUGCAUUUGAGUGUUUAGUAGCUAUCUCAUCUACCUACUAUGACAAGCUUGCAUCAUAUAUGCAGGACAUAUUCAAUAUCACUGCAAAAGCUGUGAGAGAAGAUGAGGAGCCUGUUGCUCUGCAGGCUAUAGAAUUUUGGAGUUCAAUCUGUGAUGAGGAAAUCGACAUCUUGGAUGAAUAUGGGUACUCUGCUGAUUCUGAAGUGCCUUGCUAUUAUUUUAUUAAGCAAGCUCUGCCUGCUUUGGUUCCCAUGUUAUUAGAGACACUUCUUAAGCAAGAAGAGGAUCAAGACCAGGAUGAAGGUGCUUGGAACCUUGCGAUGGCAGGAGGAACUUGUUUGGGUUUGGUUACACGCACAGUUGGGGAUGACAUCGUGCCUCUUGUGAUGCCAUUCAUUCAGGAAAACAUCACAAAACCAGACUGGAGGCAGAGAGAGGCUGCCACUUAUGCAUUUGGUUCAAUUCUGGAGGGUCCAUCAUCGGACAAGCUCAUCCCUGUCGUCGAUACUGCUUUAAACUUUAUGCUCACUGCCUUGACGGAAGAUCCAAAUAAUCAUGUCAAGGACACUACCGCUUGGACACUGGGAAGAAUAUUUGAGUUUCUCCAUGGAUCUAUGUUGGAGGUUUCUGUCAUAACUCAUGUGAAUUGCCAGCAGAUACUUACUGUCCUCCUUCAGAGCAUGAAAGAUGUUCCUAAUGUUGCUGAAAAAGCCUGUGGUGCUCUUUACUUUCUUGCCCAAGGUUAUGAAGAUAGUUCAGGAUCACCACUGUCCCCUUUCUUCCAAGAGAUCAUUCAGUCUCUCCUUAAUGUCACACACAGGGACGAUGCUGGGGAAUCCCGCUUGAGGACAGCAGCUUAUGAGACACUGAAUGAGGUUGUGAGAACGUCAACCGAUGAGAUAGCCCCAAUUGUGACUCAGUUGCUCCCAGUUAUAAUGAUGGAGCUCCACAAAACGCUUGAGGGCCAGAAGCUGUCAUCAGAUGAGAGAGAGAAGCAGAAUGAACUGCAGGGCCUUCUUUGCGGGUGUUUACAGGUUAUCAUCCAGAAGUUGGGAGCAUCUGAGACAACAAAGUAUGGUUUUAUGCAGUAUGUUGACCAGAUAAUGGAACUUUUUCUCAGAGUAUUUGCUUGCCGGAAUGCCACAGUGCACGAAGAAGCCAUGCUUGCAAUUGGUGCCCUUGCAUAUGCUGUUGGGGGAAAUUUCAUAAAGUACAUGCAAGGAUUUUAUCCAUAUUUGGAAAUGGGUCUUCAAAAUUUUCAGGAGUAUCAGGUAUGUGCUAUCACUGUUGGAGUGGUUGGAGAUCUAUGCAGAGCAUUGGAGGAUAAGAUACUACCCAUUUGUGAUGGAAUCAUGACACAGUUACUGAAGAAUCUCUCCAGUAGUCAGUUGCACAGAUCUGUUAAACCCCCAAUAUUUUCUUGCCUGGGAGAUAUUGCACUAGCAAUUGGGGAAAAUUUUGAGAAAUAUUUAAUCUAUGCCAUGCCUAUGCUACAGAGUGCAGCAGAACUGUCUUCACAUACUGUUGCAACUGAUGACGAAAUGCUGGAAUAUGCCAAUCAACUUAGGAAUGGGAUCCUGGAAGCAUACUCUGGUAUAUUGCAAGGUUUUAAAAACUGUCCAAAGUCCCAGCUCCUAAUGCCUUAUGCACCUCACAUCCUUCAAUUUAUUGAUGCACUAUACAACGAAAAGGACAUGGAUGAUGUUGUUAUGAAGACUGCGGUAGGCGUCCUAGGGGAUUUAGCUGACACCCUCGGCAGCCAUGCUAGUACAUUGAUGAACCAGUCUGUUGCAAGCAAAGAGUUCCUGGAAGAAUGCUUAUCCUCAGAUGAUCCAUCCAUAAAAGAGUCUGCUGAAUGGGCUAAGAUGGCCAUUAGUCGGGUGGUCUCUCUUUAAUCGUAAAGAAUGGUGUUUUAUGAGUCUGCAUAUGCAUAGUUGUCAAGUCUGGUCUGGGGUUGCAUACAUGUUUCAGUUGUCACCAGUUUGCACACAGGAUUUUUUAUGGGCAGAGUCGCGCGGGCUAUUUUCUUAUAUAGACAUGAGCAUCAUGUAUUGGUUUCUUCCCAUUUCAAUGGGAACUUGCACUGCAAAUGAUCCAACUACGCCUAUCAUGCAGGAAAGCUGAACCUCUUGUGGAAAAUCCAUAAGGGGCUACAGAUAGGUUGUAUUAAGGAUCGGGAUUAAAUUGUCAUUGCAUUAUCCCAGUGCCAUCAUUUUGCAGCAUAAGCAAGUCUAUAAUUUGUAUUCUCUUGGUCUAUGAAGCAUAUUUUUACAUAUUCAGUUAGAUACUGAGUACUGCAACUGUCAGAGCAUUUGCUAAUUUUCCUUUUUAGGAAUUUUGAUUUCCUUUUGGGAAUUUUGUCUUAGUUAUUUUGUAUCUUUGGAGAUGAAUACUAUUGGUCGUCCUCCCUUGGAGCAAUUGUAGAAUUUAUAUCAUGUUAUUGCUCGGUCACACAAAAUUGUCACUUAUUGCUCAGUGAUUUCGUUAA
Zingiber officinale is the source of this 3701-nucleotide messenger RNA. RefSeq names its product importin subunit beta-1-like. The coding region runs from base 508 to 3108 and encodes 866 amino acids. The record is from RefSeq and is a predicted model, not a curated record. Gene Ontology annotation, biological process: protein import into nucleus. Gene Ontology annotation, cellular component: cytoplasm; nucleus. Lineage: Eukaryota; Viridiplantae; Streptophyta; Magnoliopsida; Zingiberales; Zingiberaceae. The transcript has 4 exons. Gene Ontology annotation, molecular function: nuclear import signal receptor activity; small GTPase binding.